Messenger RNA from Ipomoea nil (Japanese morning glory), 828 nucleotides. Its product is annotated as suppressor protein SRP40-like. The record is from RefSeq and is a predicted model, not a curated record. The coding region runs from base 1 to 828 and encodes 275 amino acids. The transcript is spliced from 2 exons. NCBI's taxonomy places the organism in Eukaryota, Viridiplantae, Streptophyta, Magnoliopsida, Solanales, Convolvulaceae.
AUGUCAGACUCAGAUAGCCAGAAUGUUUUGGGAGUGGAUUACGAUGACGCGGUCGAGGAAGUUAGCGAAGAAACAACAAUCGAGGAAUCGUCGCCCGAGGUUGUCGAGGUCGUUCAACGACCAAGCAAAACUUCCGAUCGGAAAAGCUCUUCUACCUCAGAGAGCUCGUCGAGCUCGAGUGGGUCGAGCGAUAGCGAUAGCAGCGGCAUCACCUCAACGAGCGGUCGUGAAUCUUCGACCGAGCGCGCUCGAGAGACGUCUACGAGAACUAUCGGGGUGGAUCAUGGAGCUUCUGCUCCUUCACGCGAUCGAGAAGCUACUCCUGACCCGGGCGACGAAGAACCGACCACAUCAACAGCUGCUGAGCCGGAAUUCGUCUUCCUCAACAGCGAGAGCGUCGAUCAGCAGGAGUGCCUACUGACGACCCAUGAAGCAGUGAAAAUCUCCGCAAGACUAAGCGGCCGGGUAAAAUUCGAUACCCAAAUGGGUCCCAAGCGUGGUUUUUCGAGUGCCAGUGCACCCCGAGCCCCCCGAGCCAAGAUGACGCUCGGUAAGAAGGCAAAUGUAGCUGAGACAUCGGCCGGGCAGGAGGUCUGUGAUGCUGCCAUCCCGGCCGCCCAAGCACUUGGUGGCUCUACCACUGUGACAACCGACGCCGCGACCGACUCGCUGGCCCCCCGAGUCCCCGGUCGGAAGGGCAAAGAAAAGGCGUCCGGGAAAGACGCAGAGCAGACGGGCGCUCUUAAGCGUCGUCGCAAACAAAGCCCCCCGAGUGGGGUCGGCGCGGGCGUGAACCUAUCCCUCCUCACCCGGUUGAAUAACCUGUAG